CUCCGGCUAGCGCCGUAAGCACGUUAGUACUCAAUGAGCACCAGUGUUUGGCUUUGGCUUGACAAGUUUCCCUGGACGAUCAUGGGGGGUAGGAGUGAGUAGUUAGUUGACACAUCGGUGAAAAAAGUUGCGGUUCGUUUUGCGUGUGUUUCAAGUACACUUUGGGAUCCGGCGCUUUGUCAAAUGUAGGAACUUUCCGAUUUUUCCUCCUGAGCGAUCCGACAGCCAGCCAAGUCUACACUGGGAAACCAGACACAAGAGAGAAGAUGAACAGCCUGUCCUUUGACGAUCCUUCGUUGGACAAUCUGGAUCCAACACUGUCGCUCAAUGACCCCAGCGAUAUUGACACGGCCCUCCUGAGCGACAUUGAUGACAUGCUACAGCUCAUCAACAACCAGGACAUGGAGUUUGGUGGACUCUUUGAUGCCUCUCCAUAUACAUCGGCUCCUUCCACCCAAGAGAUUCCUGGUUUGACCCAGACCAUCACCCCAGCAGCCCCGCCAGCCGCCACUGCCACGCCCCCAUCCUCAUCCUCCUCCUCCAUACUAAGCAGUAGCCCCCACCUGGAUGCACUCCUGGGCCCUCCCAUCACCCGCAGCUCCUCCACCCCAGACAAGGCCUUCCAGCCUCCUACCUUCCAGCAGUCUCCUCUGGCUCAGGUACCCACCACCACCCAGAGGCAGCAACCAGCAUCCCCGCCACAGGCUCAGACCCUCAGACAGCCCCAGGUGGAGCAGUCCCAACCCAUCGUCAGCCCGCCUGCCCCGGCCCAGGCAGCUUCACCUAAUGGCUCACCAGGACCAAAUCCAGCGUUCACUUCCACGCCUCAGGCUCUCUUCACCUCUCCGGCACCCCAAACUCCACCUCAGCCCCAGCCACAGACGCAACCUCAGGGCCGGACCACCUACAGCAGCCAAAGCAGCUUCACAGCUGGCAGCCCCAGCAGUGUAAGCACACCUGCCCCCAGCCUGUCGUCUUCACCUCCAAGCGUUCAGCCGGUGACCAUCCAGACUCAGAUCCAGGGGCUGACCACCGCCUCUCCUCUCCUGACCACAUCAGGAAGCCCUCCAGCUCAAACCAUCGCACCCCACGUACAGCAAGUACCUGUGUUGCUGCAGCCCCAGUUUAUCAAGGCUGAGUCUCUGCUGCUGACCACCCUGAAGCAUGACCCCUGUAUGGUCACCACUGUGGCCUCUCCCACCUCUCUGGCCACCACCACCCCGGUGCAGAGCACCUCGCUGCAGGCCUUUAUGGGCGGGGGCACUAUCCUGACUACGGUGCCUGUCAUGGUGGAUGCUGAAAAGCUGCCUAUCAACCGCAUCGCCAUCAGUGGCAAGCCAGUAGGCCAGCCACACAAGGGGGAGAAGCGCACAGCCCACAACGCCAUCGAGAAGCGCUACCGCUCUUCCAUCAAUGAUAAAAUCGUGGAGCUGAAGGACCUGGUGGCCGGCACUGAAGCCAAGCUCAACAAGUCUGCCGUGCUGAGGAAAGCCAUCGACUACAUCCGCUACCUGCAGCAGUCGAACCAGAAGCUCAAACAGGAGAACAUGGCACUUAAAAUGGCAGCCCAGAAAAACAAGUCUCUCAAGGACCUGGUUGCCAUGGAGGUAGAUGGACAGGCUGAUGUGAAGAACGAGCUGCCCACCCCUCCAGCCUCUGAUGUGGGCUCCCCGACUUCUUUCUCACACUGUGGCAGCGACUCAGAGCCUGACAGUCCAAUGGGAGAGGACACCAAGCCGAGUGUGGGCAUGUUGGACGGAUCUGCAGCAGGCGGCAGCGCUGGCGGCAUGUUGGACCGUUCUCGUAUGGCGUUGUGCGCCUUCACCUUCCUCUUCCUCUCUCUCAACCCUCUGGCUGCUCUGCUCUGCUCGUCGGGUAGCAGCUCAGCUGGAAGCACUGCAGCCAUCACCAGCCAUCACACGAGCAGGAGCGUCCUGGGUGUGGAUAUUGCAGCUGACUCAUGGGGCUGGAUGGAUUGGAUGCUUCCCACUAUUCUGGUGUGGCUACUGAACGGUAUUCUUGUGUCUGGGGUUCUGAUCCGGCUGUUGGUAUAUGGAGAACCUGUAACCAGACCACACUCUGGAUCAUCUGUUCUGUUCUGGAGGCACCGCAAACAGGCUGACCUGGACCUAGCAAGAGGAGAUUUUGCCCAGGCCAGUCACAACCUGUGGACCUGUCUGAAGGCUCUCGGUCGGCCUUUGCCUACCUCCCAGCUGGACCUGGCCUGUGCUGCCCUCUGGUCUCUGCUGAGGUUCUGCCUCCAGCGCCUGUGGGUGGGCCGCUGGCUGGCUGCCAGGGCCGGAGGGCUGCGAUCUGAUCGCCCCCUGCAGGAGGACGCCUGCAAAAGCAGUCGUGACGCCGCCCUGGUUUACCACCGCCUGCACCAGCUUCACAUGACAGGUAAGCUGAACGGCAGUCACCUGUCAGCAGUGCACAUGGCUUUAAGUGCAGUGAACCUGGCAGAGUGCGCGGGCUCAUGUCUGCCUGUAGCCUCUCUGGCUGAGGUCUACGUCUCUGCAGCUCUACGAGUCAAAGCCAGCCUGCCAAGAAUUCUGCAUUUCUCCUCACGUGUGUUCCUGAGCAGCGCCCGCCAGGCCUGCCUGUCGUCCAGCGGCAGCGUGCCUCCAGCCAUGCAGUGGCUCUGUCACCCGCUGGGCCACCGCUUCUUUGUGGACGGGGACUGGGCCAUUCGCAGCACCCCUAAAGAAAGCAUCUACAGCCAGGCCGGCAACACCGUGGAUCCUCUGGCCCAGGUGACUCAGGCGUUUAGGGAACACCUCCUGGAGAAGGCUCUGUACUGUGUGGCCCAGCCUCGUGGAGAGAAGAACCCCAGCCAGGGCGAGGGGGAGUACGCCGACGCCCUGGAGUACCUCCAGCUGCUGAUCAGUGCCUCAGAUGCGGCUGGUGCCACGUCCCAGUCCUUCGCCAUCGGCUCCAACAUGGCCACCGUGACUGGCUGCGAUCCCCACUCCAAGUGGUGGUCCUCGGUGGCCGUGGUGAUCAUCAACUGGCUCCAAGGAGACGACGCUGCAGCAGAGAGACUGUAUCCGACUGUGGAGCACCUGCCUCGCAGUCUGCAGAACGCAGAGAGUCUUCUGCCCAAAGCGUGUCUGAACACAUUCAGGGCAGUGCGGGCUCUGCUGUCCAAGCCGGAAAACUGCCAGCUGAGUCUGAGCUACAGUGACAAGGCCAGCGCCCUGCUCCGAGACAGCCUCAACCUAGGACCACACUGCCACAGCUCCAGUUUAGACAAGGUCGUCCAGUUGCUGUUGUGUGAUCUGCUACUGGUUAUGAGGACCAACGUCUGGCGUCUGCAGCAGCAAGGGGCCAGUCCUGCAGGGCCGGGAUCGGUGGGUAGCGGCGGUCCUGCAGGAAUCCACCAGGCCUCCCCACCAGAGCUGCAGGGCUUUCAGCAGGAUCUCAGCUCCCUGCGCAAGCUGGCUCACAGCUUCAGACCUGCGAUGCGAAGAUUGUUCCUCCAUGAAGCUACAGCCAGGCUAAUGGCGGGGGCCAGUCCUACCCGCACACACCAGCUCCUGGACCGCUCGCUGCGGCGCCGAGCGACGCCCGGAGCCAAGACAGAGGAGUGCGAGACGCGGCCCGGCCAGCGGGAGCAGGCGGAGGCCGUGAUGCUGGCCUGCCGCUACCUCCCGCCCUCCUUCCUGUCGGCCCCGGGCCAGAGGGUGGGCAUGCUGGCCGACGCCGCCCGGACCCUGGAGAAGCUGGGAGACAAGAGGACCCUCCACGACUGCCAGCAAAUGAUCAUCAAACUGGGCAGCGGCACCACCGUCACUAACAGCUAGAGCGACGGGACGGGGGAGGGGCUGAGAGACAUGCAUGGACGUUGUACAUAGAAACACCCGACAUACAGAAACACACUUCACAGACACACACAGGCCCAUUUUUGCAUUCUGGCGUGCAGCUAUUGAACAGAUUUGUUAAACUGUACAGAUUCAUAUCAAACUGGAUUUCCCUCAUGACUUGUCCCUCCCAGCACCCCAACCCCGCAUCAGAAGGCACUUGCAGAGUUCACGCUCCCGUUGCUACGUAGGAGGCGUUUGGUUUUCUCGUGCCGAGCUGAAUCCCCUCCUGGUGAGAAUGCGUUGCAGUGCCACAGUUUGACCACACAGAGGCGCUGCGAGGUCCUACGGGUGGACGGCGAAGCACGUGUGUGAGAAGCAUGAAGGAGAUGUUUGCCCUGUUCACUCAGAGCGGCUCCAACCCAGUUUCUUUUUCAGCACAGGUUCUACAGGCAGGAGAGCUCAGUGGGCUGGAGCCGCUCUGAUUGGCUGCAGAGCGAGCCGUCUCUUGGUUCGUGGGAGAAAACCGACCAAACUGGGAUUGGUCUGACCGUGGGCUUGUGCAGUGGGAAGCCGCUCCACAGGUUGUUCACUGCUGAAGGUGAUUUGAAUGGCUGGUGAUGAUCUGUAGACGGUGACCGACUGGCCGAGCCCUCUGUCUUUCUGCACUAGGCCUGUGAGGCUGAUUUCAAUGAGAUAAGUAAUAUUAUGGCUUUAUGAGGUUAUUUUCAUAGAGGUCGUGUUUUUGUUUUGCUGUGUACAUAUUUUAAAAUGUAUUUAUAAUCUAUAUGAACUUUGAUUAAGCAGUAUUUUGCAUAAGCAGAGUGAUAAAUGCUUAUUUUCUUCCCUUAAUCCUGCUUUAUUUGGUAGUUUUAGUCCUGGCCCACAUGAUCAAGUUACUGUACUGUGCCGCCAUCAGACGAAUGUCAACGUGGAGGCGGCAUCACGAUCAACGUGACUCUGGUGUCACGUCGUCUGACUCUGUCGACCUUUUGCACCGUCGCACACAAAUGCAGCUGUGAUAUCAAAAGCAGUUGGCAAAUCGACAACUCAACACAAACCUUUGGCACUUCAGACUGAAAUUGCGUAAAUCAUGGAGACGAUUUCUAAAUAUUUGACCAUCUUUGUCCAAAGAGGGCCUGUAGUGAAUCUUUUUUUUUUUCUUCCUUUGUAGCUCAAAGCAUAAAGAGCAAUCCUCGCUCUUUGGGUCAUUAUAGUUUAAUUUCCCUAGAGAACCGCCACUUUUUGAUUUUCAUAGUAUUGUAAAAAAAAGUUGGAAAGAAGGAGAACUUGGGUGUGUUUUUGUCUGAGGACCAGAAUGUUUUUAUAGUGCGUCACUGGUGUGAAGGACUGAGAAACAUGGGUUUGACUGCGACACGACCACGUCUGGAGGCAUCGUUCCUGUCUUCACCCGGCAUCCUUUCAUCUCCUCCUCGUUUCAUCCUUUUAUCAUGUAAAUAUUAAAACAUUUUGUAAAGAAGACGGCGGUGUUCACUGCGGUGGUUUUUAUUUUUAACGGGGUAAUGCGGGCCGAUACCAGACGACGAUAAGAAACCAGCCGAGUCUCCUUCCACUAACCUCAAAAUUAUGCAAGUAGGUCAUGGGCUUACAUGUAAAACGGGCUCCAAACUUCCUGCCAGAUGUAAAGCAGAUAUGGAAUUGGAGGGAAAUGUUGUCGGUAUAUCGCAGAACACUGUUUUAUCAAACAUUUGUGCAAGAAAAGGAAAGAAAAAUGCAUUUAAACAGUAAAUUUGAGACUGUGUGCUCUGAAAUGCGCCUGUAAUUUAAGAUAAAAGUCGGCUUUCUCACGACGGCCACUUCUGAUUGGUGCAUCCCAGUGUCGACCCCGAUCUGCAGAGAGGCACGGGUGUAAAAAUAAAACGGUCCAAACUGUG
Stegastes partitus (bicolor damselfish) is the source of this 5695-nucleotide messenger RNA. RefSeq names its product sterol regulatory element binding transcription factor 1 (gene srebf1). The record is from RefSeq and is a predicted model, not a curated record. Gene Ontology annotation, cellular component: nucleus. The transcript is spliced from 19 exons. Gene Ontology annotation, molecular function: protein dimerization activity; RNA polymerase II cis-regulatory region sequence-specific DNA binding; DNA-binding transcription factor activity, RNA polymerase II-specific. The coding region runs from base 267 to 3803 and encodes 1178 amino acids. NCBI's taxonomy places the organism in Eukaryota, Metazoa, Chordata, Actinopteri, Pomacentridae. Gene Ontology annotation, biological process: regulation of transcription by RNA polymerase II.